Pectinophora gossypiella (pink bollworm) is the source of this 2800-nucleotide messenger RNA. RefSeq lists its product as uncharacterized. The transcript has 2 exons. Gene Ontology annotation, molecular function: nucleic acid binding. Lineage: Eukaryota; Metazoa; Arthropoda; Insecta; Lepidoptera; Gelechiidae. The record is from RefSeq and is a predicted model, not a curated record. Bases 142 to 2292 code for a protein of 716 amino acids.
UAUAACUCUAAACACAAACAGUUAACUUCAACACAUAAUGUACAACCACAAAAUUCUCAAAAUGUUCAACCCCAGAAUUUUAAAUUUAAUAUUCCACAAAAUACACCUGUCUUUCGACCAAGUGCUUUACAACAGUUCCGGAUGCCAUUACCUGGAAAUCCUCAAUUUAAAUUUGGGAUUCCACAGCAGAUGGGCUAUAAGCCAAACCUGACCCAAAACCAAAAUAAUUUUAAACCAAACCCUCAAUUUAAAUUCGGUAUUCCCCAACCUCAAGGUUUUAGACCCAACUUCAAUCAAAACACACAGGGUUUCAAAUUCGGGAUUCCCAAUCAGUAUCGGUUCGGGAUUCCACCCCAGCCUCAGGGAUACAGACCCCCUGUAAACAACUCCAAACCAUUGGACACUGAUGUCUCUAUGCGAACAGCAACAAGACAGUACAUGUUAAAUGAACCUGAAGGUAAUAAUAACCUUUUCUAUAACUAUGAACUUGCGGAAACUUACUGUCAUCCAAAUGAAGGAGAUUAUGAAGCAUAUUACGAUCUGUAUGAAGAGCCGACCAGCUCGGAAACAACCAAAAACUACCCCGGAUUUUCACGAGCCGGCCGCACCCAACAACCCGAGAUAGUAAAUCUUAAUUGUGAUAGCUUAUUAAAAUUACCACACAUCAACUUACCUGAGAUAAAUGCUCGUUUUAUGAUAGACACGGGAAGCACUCGAUCGUUUAUCAGCCCAAGGAAAGUUGACGAGUUCUUCGCCAACUAUAAGUUCUUCGAACCCUUCGAGGUUGUAAGCACUCACGCUCGUAGCAGACACGACGAAGUCAUCGUCAUACCCCUUCUGAAAACUUUUAAGAGCAUGUUACAACAUAAGUUUUAUGUUUAUGACGUCGAUAAUCGCUACGAUGGCUUGAUCGGUUCCGACCUUCUAAAACAACUAGGCGCCACAAUCGAUAUGCAGAAUCAAGUUCUCCGAACGAAAAAUGUAGAAAUACCAAUAAUAUAUAACCCACCAUAUGAAGUGCAGCUUCAACCACGUACUGAAACACGCGUGACGAUUCCUGCGGACCUGAAAGAUGGAGAAGCGAUUAUUAAUUUCGUAGAUUUCGGUAAAGACGAUACUGAAUCCAUGCAGGUGAAUGUAGACGAAUCUGAAAGACGAUUACAUUCUUACUUGGAUGAUGUGGUCUCUGAAAUUGAAAGGUUAAGUAACGCGCAACCAAAUCGGAAAGACGAAGUAAUAUCAAUAAGCAGUGGAGAGAAAGAAGAAACAACAAAGCAUGAGUUAGAAACUGAGUACCCUAUAUUAUCGCCUUCUGAAAGCACCAUUACAAUACCAGAAGGAACGAUGAGUAACAUGUCUCUAUCACAAACUGUUCAUUCGGCACCAGACAUGGACACAAAUGGCAUACCUAUUCUAAACGAAGCCAUAGACUCUAAGCCUAAUCAGAUGUUAAUUUAUACAUGGAACAGAAACGAGAUGGCUGUAAAGAAUAUCUCUAGUAACAAUCAAAAGAUAUUAGAAGCACAUUUACCAACAAAUAGGCCAGAUUUGGUCACUCAAUUCCUAAAAGAAUAUGUAAAACCAAAAACUAAGCAUUUCAUAUAUUUUGAAAAUGAAAUUCACCGUAAACAGUUUACACAAGCGGCUAUAAAACUUUUUAGAAAAGGAACAGUUAAACUAUUUGAAUGCACUAAAAGAGUUAUACAUGUAGAGGACGAAGAAGAGCAACGACAAAUUGUUUUAAAAUACCACGAGAGUAAGACAUGUCAUCGAGGAAUCAACGAAACUCUCAUGAAGCUGAAACGCGUAUACUACUGGAACAAUAUGAACAUAACAGUCAGUAGCGUGAUAAACGCAUGUGAAAUUUGUAAAGCAAUGAAGUACGACCGCAAACCAUACAAACCUGAAUUGCAGUUGACACAGACGCAGACAAAACCUUUCCAAGAAUUGUUUAUGGAUUUUUUUCCAAUAGAAGGGAAAUACUUCCUGACCAUCAUUGAUGCGUUUAGUAAACUAGGACAGACUUUCGAAAUUCCUAAUCGCUCUACACCGGAAGUAGUAAGAGCUCUGAUAAAAUACUUUUCAUUUUACGGUGUCCCCGGUAAAGAUAAGCCCCGGUUUCAAAAAGCAGAAGUGGUUGGAGAGAUAAGUAGGAAUGUAGUACCUGUCGAUGUUAGGAACCGUAAUACCAAUGUACCUAUUAAGGACAUUCGUCGUCCUCCACAGGGUCGUGCUCCUGCUGGUGGUCCAGUUGAGCCAGAGCCAGGAGGAGGCCAAGCUACAACGGAUUGAACACAAUCCCGGGAUACUUCCUGUAAAAGAGGGAACUGCUAUUAUAAGUUACGAUAAGUGGAUAAUAAUUAAGAAUCUAGAUUUAAGUUUAGUAUACGAUGAUAUAGAGUUUAAUUUCAACCGCUAUGCGAACCUCAACAAACACGUCCUAAACCAUUUUGGCAAGAAUGUUUUUAAUUUCGAACUUGCGAAUGUCAAAAGUCAAACUGAUCACCUAAAACACAUAACUUUCACUAAACUCAGACAAUUAAAUCCAUCAAAAAGAAUAAAACGUGGACUACUAAACCCUUUAGGGUCACUUAUAAAAGUAAUAACUGGCAACUUAGACAAUGAGGAUGCUGUGAAGUAUGAUAAAAUGUUAAAUGAACUCAAAACUCGACAAAUUUCAGAAUUAAAGAAAAUGAGUCUGGUCACUGAAAUGUUGGGGACAUUUACGAAUAACAGCAAUGUAACAAAAAAUAAUUUCAUCCAAUUGGAUAGGGAAAUUUGGGACAUUAGAAAAAUACUG